UUGAGGCAGCUGCUUCCAGCUCCUCGACAGAUCUCGUCUGUGGCAGACAGUGAGCCAGUGAGUGAGUAGCGAGCUCGUGCGCGCCAGCGACUGACACGCGCGGAGAGGAAGAACCAGCGUCCAGCGUCCGUUCAACUCACUUCGAGCACUGGCCGCUGUCCAUCAGGACCUGCUCAAAAUGAUCCGGACCGUCCUCUGUUUCCUCGGAUUGCUCGUCGGUGGCAGUCAAGGUGUCCUCCAAGUGUCAAUCUCGCUAAAAAAGGUGGAGCUGAGCGUCGGAGAGUCCAAGUUUUUCACAUGCACAGUGAUUGGGGAGCCUGUGAGUCUGGACUGGUAUAACCCGCAGGGGGAGCGGAUGGUCCCGUCUCAGCGGGUGGCCCUGCACAAUGAAGGUGUUCGUUCCAGACUCACCCUCUAUAAUGCCAAAAUAGAAGAUGCUGGCAUCUACCGGUGCCAGGCCAACGACGCACAGGGACAUACACAGGAGGCCACUGUGGUGCUGGAAAUCUACCAGAAGCUGACGUUCAGAGAUGUGAGGUCUCCUCAGGAGUUUCGACAGGGUGACGUGGCUGAAGUGGUCUGUGAUGUCACCAGCUCCCCUGUUCCUGUGGUCUCCUGGUUUUACAACAAUGUGGAGAUCAUUGAAGAUACUGAGAACAUCCUCAUCACCAGCAGUUCAAUUGUAGGACUGCCUCCGAGGUUAGAACUAUUUAACCCUGGAGAGUGGACAAAGCUUGCUGAGCUGCUCUGGUGUGAGAUUGAACCCCAGCCGAAGGGAGUGCAGCUCCAGGAAUCGGAGCGGUAUGUAAUGAGAGCUCGAGGUACGACGCUCACAGUUCGAAACAUUCAACAGGACGAUGGGGGCUCCUACACCUGCAAAGCCUCUAACAAGGCAGGAGAAGUUGAGCAUGAACUGUUUCUCAAGGUUUUUGUCCAGCCCCACAUUACUAAGUUAAGGAAUGUGACGGCGGUGGAAGGCAGCGCUGCUAUGAUCUCCUGCAAGGCUGAAGGUGAACCUUUGCCUGAAAUCUCAUGGAGGAGAGCAAGUGAUGGACACAGCUUUUCAGAUGGAGAUCAGAGUCCAGACGGCCGUGUGGAGGUGCGAGGCCGUUAUGGCGAAUCCAUGCUGACUAUUGUUGGAGUCAAGCUAUCUGACUGGGGACGCUUUGACUGUGAGGCUCUCAGCAGGAUCGGUGGACAUCAGAAGAGCAUGUUCCUGGAUAUUGAGUAUGCACCAAAGUUCCAGACCAACCACACUAUAUUUUUCUCGUGGGAAGGGAACCCAGUCAACAUUAGCUGUGAUGUUAUGUCUAACCCUCCGGCCACAAUGCUGUGGAGACGGGAAAAGUUGACCAUCCCUACUGAGGGUGCUGGAAACAUGCGUGUACACAGUGCCCCUGGCAGAUCUCUCCUCGAGGUUACCCCGAUGUCAGACAGAGAUUUUGGCCGUUACAACUGUACAGCCAGAAACAACAUUGGGAUGCGCUUUCAGGAGUUCAUCCUAGCACAAGCAGAUGUUCCCUCAAACCCUUACUCCGUUCGGCUGAGCUCUGUGGCACAGCGCGUGGCCACCGUUACCUUCACGAAGCCAGACUCUCAUGGCGGCGUACCCAUCAGUCACUACCUGGUCAAAUACAAAGACAUCAGCUCACAGGACUGGAAGGAUGUGAAAUCACAGGGGACGCAGACAGUCGUGUUGCUCACUAACCUUGAGCCCAACACGACCUACGAGGUGAGAGUAGCCGCGGUGAACGGAAAAGGUCAAGGGGAGUUCAGCCGCACAGAGAGCUUUCAAACUCUGCCUAUACGAGAGCCCAGUCCCCCUUCGGUUCAGGGUCAGCGAGGGGUGGGGAAGGCAUACAGACUGGGUCUGGUCAAGCAGGAUGAUGGAGGAAUGCCCAUCCUGGAGUAUAUUGUCAAAUACAAAACAGAUAAAGAAGAACAGUGGAUGACUAAACUGGUUCCAGGGGUGAAUGAUUUCGUGUUGUUGCAACCGCUCCAGUGGAAUACACAGUAUGAGGUGGAAAUCACCGCACGCAAUGUCAAAGGCCUGUCUGAACCCACCUUUGUAAAGUUCUCCAUGCCUCAGAAACCUGACAUCACAGAUUCGCUGUUCAGCGGCCUAGGCCUGGGCGCAGUGGUUGGGCUGGGGUUAGCUGGCCUGCUGCUGCUGCUCGUGCUAGUGGACGUCAGCUGCUUCUUCCUGCGCCAGUGCGGCAUGCUCAUGUGCAUCACCCGCAAGCUCUGCAGCAAAAAGACAGCCACAGGCGGCAAGAGCAAAGAGCUAGAGGAGGGCAAAGCUGCCUACCUGAAACUGCCACUAAAAGAGGAAAACGGCAAGGAGACGCUGAAACCAGACACGAUCGAAAUCAAAGUUCACGGUGACAAUAGCCUACACAUGACACAUGAGGACAGUAAAGCGUAAUGGAGGCCCUGCUAUCCUCUAAAAGAACAUGCAAAGUGAGCCACCCGGAGACCAACGGCAAGCAAAUUAAUGAGAAUACAAGCAAGAACACGCCAACCAAUUGUAAGAUCCUUUGUUAGAGACUCGUCGUCGGGGUAUCAGAAGAGGCCACACGAUAACUGCUUUGUGAAACAUUUUUCGGAGGUUGCCGCUCAACAAACAGGCUCCUGUUUAUUUGUGCUUGUUCUUGCUUGUUUUGGGCCUCUUUUUUUUUUUGGUUUGUUUUUGUUUUUUCAAGGCUUUGCUAUUGCUUUGAGUCUGAUUCUUUGUUACUUAAAGAGGUUGGGUUUACGCCGUAAGCUUCAUGUUUUCUCUUGCUCUCUCAUUCCCUCUUUCUUUGGGAUCCGGCUGUUGCACUUUUCCAGUGUGGUUGUGCAAUCAUCGCUUUUUAAUGCAGUACGUGUGGAAAUCCCCCACCUCUUUUUGCGGUCCGUGUUGUAGUUUUGGGUCACUGUUUGGGUAACGUGUUUAUUUUCUAGCCUUUUUGCCACUAUAUGUCUCGCCCAAAUGCAAAGUAAUUACCGAAUGCUCAGUAGUAAAGUGAGGAUCAACCACAUUUGACCUCAAACUGAGUACAUGGUACAUGGGUGGUCCCGGUAUUGAGCGCUGACACAUGCCCAACUCUUCGGCUUGAAUGAUGAAUUUGUCAUAGAUUACAAGUGUUUUUGUGGAUGAAAAUAUGUCCUCGUUUUAAACGCUAUUGUUUCAUCAGAGUCAAAGGAGCAUAGCUUGAGUCAUACUUUCAUGUCAAGAUAUUUCGGAAACAAAAAAAGAGUGCAUUCCCUUUAGAAGCGUGUGAAAGUUUGUAAGUGGGUGCAUCUGAGCAUGGACGUGUUGUCUUUGGGGUGUUUGGAUGCGUGUACUAGCGAGCAUGGAGUGUAGAAUGAGAGUGACAUGUAAAGAAAGUAGAGGUUGCCAAGUUUUACGUGAAUAUAAGAAAAACAUUAUAAAUACCUAUUCAAAUACACCAAUGUAAAUAUACUGGUUAUUUCUUUGGAAUGUUUCACAAACCGGAUUCAUUCCAGGUUCUGUCUUAGUGUCACACAUCACUGAUUAUGAAUUAUGUUUUAUCAAAAUUGUCUAUCUUUCAAAAAAGAUAUUGUGUCCAACUGACUUAAAGAUAUCAAGAGCUAAAGAAGGGCAGAUGCCCAGGAAACUGGGUUCAGAGGUAUCGCUAUAUAGUUCGCUUUUUUGGAAAUCAAAUCUAUGCCAUUUUGGGAUCUUUUGAGAGAAGGUGCUUUGGUUAUAUGAGAGAUGAGGUGUCUGCCGGUGAUCAGGAUUUUAGUGUUGCAAUAACAUGGAUGGGAACGGCAUACUGCUUAGACGCAUGCUCAUUUUACCAGAGUUUGAGAAUUAAGUCUCGAGAUCCAUGUUCAUGUUCACUUUAGUUUGGGCCAACAAAUUUCUCCCAAAAAAGUUUUUUGCAUUAUUUCAGCAUUGUAUUUCAUAUACACCUGGCUCUCCACAUUCAGCGCAAGAGAACAUUGUGGAAUGUUGCCCAUUUCUUUUCAGCAAUCUAAAGGGAGCACUCCAUAAGCCCAACUGUACUUGUGGAAUUCUUGUAAUCCAGUGUAAUUUUUCUUCUGUAAAUAAAAG
Sinocyclocheilus grahami is the source of this 4060-nucleotide messenger RNA. It is a transcript of the gene ncam2b, whose product is annotated as neural cell adhesion molecule 2. The coding region runs from base 179 to 2425 and encodes 748 amino acids. The transcript has 16 exons. The record is from RefSeq and is a predicted model, not a curated record. Gene Ontology annotation, biological process: cell adhesion. Gene Ontology annotation, molecular function: protein binding. Gene Ontology annotation, cellular component: membrane. NCBI's taxonomy places the organism in Eukaryota, Metazoa, Chordata, Actinopteri, Cypriniformes, Cyprinidae.